Molecule: messenger RNA, 641 nt
Organism: Talpa occidentalis (Iberian mole)
Lineage: Eukaryota; Metazoa; Chordata; Mammalia; Eulipotyphla; Talpidae
Gene: ASCL3
Product: achaete-scute family bHLH transcription factor 3
Exons: 2
Coding region: 18-602 (194 amino acids)
Biological process (GO): developmental process; regulation of transcription by RNA polymerase II
Molecular function (GO): RNA polymerase II transcription regulatory region sequence-specific DNA binding; protein dimerization activity; DNA-binding transcription factor activity, RNA polymerase II-specific
Source: RefSeq, a predicted model, not a curated record
GUCUGACUCAGCCCAAAAUGCAGCAUCUUGUCGACAAAACGCAGGCUAGAGAGGAAAUAAUGGACAACAGAAGCUACGCGAAUCUGCCAGACAAACUGCCUGUCUUCUCUGAUUCUGCCCACUUGCCGCUGACCAGGUCUUUCUAUCUGGACCCCAUGGUCACCUUUCACCUGUAUCCCGAGGCCCCAGUGCCAUCCCCUUACUCUGAAGAGCUGCCAUUGCUGCCUUUUUCUAGUGAUUCCCUGAUUAUGGAAAAUUAUGGUGAACCCUGUCCCUUCUCCUUCCCAAUGCCUUAUCCAAAUUACAGAAGGUGCGAAUACUCCUAUGGGCCUGCCUUUAUCCGGAAAAGGAAUGAGCGGGAAAGGCAGCGGGUGAAAUGUGUCAAUGAAGGCUAUGCCCAGCUCCGACAUCAUCUGCCAGAGGAAUAUUUGGAGAAACGACUCAGCAAAGUGGAAACCCUCAGAGCUGCAAUCAAGUAUAUUAAUUACCUGCAGUCUCUCCUAUACCCUGAGGAGGCUGAGACCAAGAAUAAUCCUGGGAAAGUUUCCUCCAUAAUGGCAACCACCAGCCGCCACCCUGACCCCAUUUUUAGAAUCAUUUGAUCCAAGUGUUUCCGAAGAGAAACAAAUAAUUUCACAGAA